Messenger RNA from Amaranthus tricolor (Joseph's coat), 702 nucleotides. RefSeq lists its product as uncharacterized. The record is from RefSeq and is a predicted model, not a curated record. The transcript has a single exon. NCBI's taxonomy places the organism in Eukaryota, Viridiplantae, Streptophyta, Magnoliopsida, Caryophyllales, Amaranthaceae. The coding region runs from base 1 to 702 and encodes 233 amino acids.
AUGUGGAUAUUUAGAAAAUUUGGUGUUCCUCUCGAUGGUCUGCAUUUUCCCAUGAGUCCCAACAAUAAAAUAGGUGCAAAAUGUCUGAAUAAUUUUCAUUUAAAAUUAAACGAUAAUGGGGUUCUUGAGGAUGCAAAUGAGCAGGUUGAUAUUGUUGAUUCUGAUAAGGAACAGAAGGCACAGAAGAAUGAGGAGGGAAGGGAAGAAAAAGAAGAGGAGGAACUGGAGAAAAAGGAUCAGGAGCCUGUUCCCUCUGCCACUACUGAAAGGGUAGAAGCUUGUUCUCUAGGGGAACAGGGGGAAGCACUGAGUAAGGGGGAAGCUGAAGAACAAGGUGAGGAUGUGGAGGAUGAAAAUGAUGAUAUUGAUGAUAGUGAUGAGGAGAUUCAACUGCCGGUUCAGAAGAAGCCUGUAACACCAAGGAAAAGUCGAAGGCUAGCUUCUAAGGGAAAACACCCGGUUGUGACUUUGGACGAUGACACUUCCUCACACAACACCCUUGAACCUACCUCUGACGCGCCUCCCUCACCAAAGCCAGCCACACCACCAUCUCAUCAGAUUCCAUCACCACCACCAUCACCUAUACCAUUUACACUACCACUAGUUACCACACACACUUCACCUGGCUUAGGCUUUACUAAUUCCUCUUCUGUUCCUACAGCUCCACUAGACUCCAUCCUCUUGAAGCUCAACGAUCUAUAG